AUGUCUAAAAGAGAGGCCGAAGAAGCUGGUUCUCAGCUCGAAAAGAAGGUGAAAGCAGAUGGCAAGAAAGAUGAAAUUGCCAUUGAUUCCGAACUCUUGGGUCAACAGCUGUCUUACGGUGGUCAACAUAAUGAUCAAAAUAAUGCUGCAACUGCGGCCGCAGCUGUUGCAGCUGCCGCGGCAUCCUCGAACGAGCCAGCAAAUGCUGCUGCUGCUUUAAACUCGCAACAGCAUCAACACCAGCAACAACAGUUACAACAACAUUUGGCUUAUCAAAAUGCUUUCAGGCAACAGGUAGUUCCUAGCCAACAAAGUCCACAAUCACAGUCACCUUCUCUGGAUCAGCACAGUCCUGGGCUCUCUCAUGUUCAGCCCACUGGUAUGCCUAAGUCAUCAGGGAUGAGUAAGCCACAACAUGGCUCUGAUGAAUGGCACAGACAAAGGCGUGAAAAUCAUAAAGAAGUCGAAAGAAGAAGACGCGAAUCAAUCAAUCAAGGGAUCAAAGAAUUGGCCGCUCUUAUUCCCACCAAUGAUACAAACAAGUCCCAGAUUUUGCAGAGAGGUGUCGAAUAUAUAAAACGAUUAAAAGAAAACGAAAGCAAUAACAUUGAAAAAUGGACUUUAGAAAAGUUGCUUACAGAACAAGCUGUUUCUGAAUUGAGUGCUUCAAAUGAAAAACUUAAGCAAGAACUAGAAAGGGCUUAUAGAGAAAUUGAACAAUGGAAAAAAGUUGCAAAAGACCUUGAAAAGAAAUGA
Priceomyces carsonii is the source of this 756-nucleotide messenger RNA. It is a transcript of the gene CBF1, whose product is annotated as Cbf1p. The transcript has a single exon. Lineage: Eukaryota; Fungi; Ascomycota; Pichiomycetes; Serinales; Debaryomycetaceae. The record is from RefSeq and is a predicted model, not a curated record. Gene Ontology annotation, cellular component: nucleus. Bases 1 to 756 code for a protein of 251 amino acids. Gene Ontology annotation, molecular function: protein dimerization activity; DNA-binding transcription factor activity.